Condylostylus longicornis is the source of this 2534-nucleotide messenger RNA. Its product is annotated as ceramide phosphoethanolamine synthase-like. The transcript is spliced from 5 exons. Gene Ontology annotation, molecular function: sphingomyelin synthase activity; ceramide cholinephosphotransferase activity. Gene Ontology annotation, cellular component: endoplasmic reticulum membrane; Golgi membrane. Lineage: Eukaryota; Metazoa; Arthropoda; Insecta; Diptera; Dolichopodidae. Gene Ontology annotation, biological process: ceramide biosynthetic process. The record is from RefSeq and is a predicted model, not a curated record. Bases 322 to 2337 code for a protein of 671 amino acids.
AGUAAUUCGUAUUUGAAUUCGUAUUUUGUAUGUGCUAGAAAUUUUGCCAAAUUGGAAUGUAUUUUAUUAACAAUUAUUUAUUGUAUAUUAUUAAAAAUUCUUAUUUCAAAAUUUUCUUUUAAUUGUUAUGAUUUUUAUAUUCAUAUUAAUUAUUUAAUUGAUUUAAUAUUUUACUAAAAUAUUUGGAAAUAAUUUCUUAAUGAUUAAGACCAUUAAUUGGUUAUUACUUUGGAAAUUAGUAAAGAAAAAACAAAAAUAAGCAUAAUAAAAAUAUAAUAAAUUUAUAAAUUAUUUUAUAAAAAAUAAGAAAAAAAAUUCAAUAUGACAAAUUGUGUGAGUGCUUCCAGUGAUGGUAUUGGAUCUGGAGAUACAGUAUUAGAUUGGACAAAAGAAAGAGUUUUAGAAUGGGCAAACGAACAAAAAUUAGAUUGGAGUGUAAUCGAUUGUAUACAACAUGAGGAAAUUGAUGGAAGAACUUUAAUAUCAAUGACUGAAUAUGAUAUAAAAGAUUUACGUUAUAAAUUAAAUUAUUUUUUAAAAUUUGGUGAUAUUAAAAAAUUUGCGUUAGCUUUAAGACAUUUACAAAAAGAGAAUGUUACAUGUUUAACAUCAUUGGGUAUAUUAGAUGGUGGUGCUGGUGUAACAACAUCAGGAACAGCAACUAAUACUAUAUGUCAUCCGCAAUUUUAUUCAAGUGGUGGAGGUAAUCAAUAUAUACCAACAACAACAUCAGCAACAACAGCAGCUGUAUUAGCUAGUUAUCCAAUUGGUACUAUAGUAACUGGUACAGAUUUAUUACAUGAACAUGAUCGUGUUACGCCACCAUUAUCGGUUGAUGGUAGAGCAACAAACAUUCCACCAGAAUUUUUUAAGACUUUUGUAAGUGUAGGCUACUCAUUUUUAGUAACAUGGAUUACGGCAUUUGUUAUGGUUGUUGUACAUGAAAGAGUUCCUGAUAUGAAACGAUAUCCACCAUUACCAGAUAUAUUUUUGGAUAAUGUACCUCAUAUACCAUGGGCAUUUCAUAUGUGCGAAAUUACUGGUACCAUAUUAUUUUCAAUAUGGACAAUAGUUUGUAUAUUUCAUAAACAUCGAAUGGUAUUAUUAAGAAGAUUUUUUGGUAUUGCUGGUACAGUUUUUUUAUUAAGAUGUGUUACAAUGUUAAUAACAAGUUUAUCAGUGCCAGGAACUCAUUUACAAUGUGAUAGAAAUGAUUAUAAAGUUGAUGACACAAAUUUAACAUUAACUGAAGCAUUUUUGUCUAGAGUAGCACGUGCCUAUACCAUAUGGAGUGGUUUAGGUAUGUCAAUACAAGGUGUUCGAACUUGUGGUGAUUAUAUGUUUAGUGGACAUACUGUAGCUUUAACAUUAUUAAAUUUCUUUAUAACAGAAUAUACACCAAGAAAUGUAUACUUUUUACAUACCAUGACAUGGUUGCUCAAUAUGUUUGGUAUAUUUUUUAUAUUAGCUGCCCAUGAACAUUACUCAAUAGAUGUUUUUGUUGCAUUUUACAUAACUUCACGAUUAUUUUUAUAUUAUCAUACGUUAGCAAAUAAUCAAGCGUUAAUGUCACAUGAUUCAAAUCGUACAAGGAUAUGGUUUCCAAUGUUUUCAUAUUUUGAAAAUUCAAUUGAUGGAAUUGUACCAAAUGAAUAUGAUGAUAUAAGCACAAUAUUAUCAAAAUUAUUUUGUUUAAUAGUAUGCAUAAAAGAUUCAUUUAUGUUAACAGCAAGAAGAAUAUGGGUUCCAACAAAUGAAUUAACACCAUUAACAAAUAAUUUAUUAAAUAAAUUUCGAAGAGAUAUGUUAUUAGAUUUUAUAAAUACAAAAAAAGCAAAUCAAGAACAAGAAAAUAAUAUUAAAUGUCCAUGUGCUACACCAUUACCUGCUACAUCAACAUCUUCCACAUCUACUGCACUAAUUACAGAUGAAGCCAAAGACCAAUUAAAUAUGAAAAUAGAACAAAAAUGUGACUAUGAUUAUCCAAAAGAAGAAAUAAUUACUUCCAAUAAACAAGAACAAAAUUCUUCCGAUAUAUUAAAAAAGCAAAUAUCUUCUAGUAUUCCAUUAAUUACAUCAACGACUGAUCAUCAUGAUAAUAAUCAUCCAAGGCAUCGAUCUGCCCAUCAUCAUCAUCAUCAUCAUCAUGAAUAUUCUCAAAUUUGUAGUAAUGGCGAUGAUUCAGAUUUAAUAAAAAUAUCAAAAGAUAUUGAUGAAAGUAUAAAAUCUAAAAUAAAUUUAAUAAAUAAGGAUAAAAGUAGUACUGAUUCACAACCAAAUUUAAUUAAAGUAAUAGAUAGAUUAGAAAAUGACAAGACUUUAAAGAAACAUAAUUAGUUUUAAAAGCAAAAAAAAAAAAACAAAAAACACACACACACAAAAAAUAAAGAGAAAUAUUUUUAGAAUAUUAAAUUAGCAACAAUACAAAUUUUUUUUUGUUUUUUAUAAAAAAAAAAAUCUUUAAAAAUAAAAUUAUUGAAAUUAUUGUUUUUUUUCGUUUCAUUACACUAUUAUAAAAGAAAAUUUUAUCCAUU